UGUUCUUUUUGGACCAAAAAUCUUUUGGCCCAUCGACAAAAACCUUGCCCAUUUUGCCCAUCGUUUUUUUCCGCUACAAUAGAAGUUUGCCCAUUGUACUAAAAAUCCUGGUUACGCCGCUGUUAAUCUUUGCUGUUUUUUUCUUCUGUAUGUGACUCGAACCUACUGAGUACGACACUAAUGUUCCUUUGCAAUGAACAGAUCUUUAUUUUUCUUUAACAUAUCAAUACACGAGUCAUUAUUUCCUAUAUGCUUUUAUAGAUAAUGCCGCCAGUGUCGGAUAUUGUCCGUACGGUUGAUAAUAUAAAAAAGAGUAAUUCCGAUACUUGGGAAUAUCGUGGUCUGGAAUUAGCAAAUGGUCUGUUAGUUGUUCUAAUAAGUCAUAAAAAUCUUGAUAAAGCUGCAGCGGCAUUAGAUGUUUUUGUUGGAAGUUUAGCCGAUCCGAAUAAUGUACCAGGUAUCGCACAUUUUUGUGAACAUAUGCUCUUUAUGGGUAGUAAAAAGUAUCCUGGUGAAAAUGAAUAUAGUAAAUUAAUUGAAGGCAAUGGUGGUUAUUCUAAUGCUUAUACAUCAGCUGAUCAUACUAAUUAUUUUUUUGAUGUUAAUCCAAAUAUGUUACCGGAAGCACUCGAUAUUUUUGCUCAAUUUUUUAUUUCUCCAUUAUUCAGUUCCGAAUCAACAGAUCGUGAAAUGUGUGCCGUACAUUCGGAGUAUGAAGGAAAUUUAUUUAAAGAUACAUGGAGAAUUAGUCAGUUAGAAAAAUCAACAUCAGAUCCAAAUCAUCCAUAUUCAAAAUUUUCCAUUGGAAAUAUGCUCUCAUUGAAAACUGUUCCAAAACAACUUGGUAUUGAUGUACGAAAUACAUUAUUAGAUUUUCAUCGAGCAGAAUAUUCAUCAAAUAGAAUGAGUUUAGCCAUAUUAGGAAAUCAAUCAUUAGAUGAAUUACAAGAUUUAGUUGUUAAGAUUUACAAAGAUAUUCCUAAUCAAAAUUUAUCAUUGACAAAGUAUCCAAAUGAUCCAUAUGGCGAAAGUAAACGAAAAACAAUCUGUUAUGUUAUACCAGUUAAAGAAUAUCGUCAUAUAACUGUGACAUGGGUUGUACCAGAUUAUAAAGAAGUUUAUUAUGCAAAUCCCGAAUCUUAUUUAAGCCAUUUGAUUGGUCAUGAAGGAGAAGGUAGUUUAUUAUCGUUAUUGAAAAAACGUGGUUUGGCAUCAGAAUUAGUGUCUGGUGAAAAGAAUAAUGCAAAUGGUUAUAGCUUUUUUACGGUAGAUAUCGAAUUAACAAUUGAUGGUCUAGAACGUUGGCAAGAGAUUGUUGUAUAUAUAUAUCAAUAUAUUGCUAUGUUGAAAAAAGAAGGACCAAAAGAAUGGAUAUUUCAAGAAUGUAAAAAUUUAAAUGAAAUGCAUUUUCAAUUUCGUGAAAAAGAACGACCAGAAGAAUUUGUAUCAAAUUUAGCUAAUCGAAUGAGGGAUUAUCCAUUGACAGAAUGUUUGAGUGGCGAAUAUGAAAUGCGUGAAUUUCGUCCAGAUCUAAUUAAUGAUUUGUUAAACACUUAUCUUUUACCAAGCAAAAUGAGAAUUUUUUUGGUGGGGAAAAAUUUUUCGUCAGUGGCAACUGAAAAAGAAAAAUGGUUUGGUACUUCUUAUAAAGAAGAAUAUUUACCAGAAGAUUUGAUAAAAAGAUGUGAAAAUUGUCAAUUAGACGAUGAACUUCUUGUGCCACCACCAAACGAUUUUAUUCCAACAGAUUUUCAAUUACACUAUGAAUCAGAUGAUGUAGACCAAAAACAAAAACGAUCUACUCCAUUACUACCCAAAAAAAUUAAAGAAAAUGAAUAUUAUCGUUUAUGGUUUACACCAGAUAAUUUUUAUAAAUUACCUAAAGCAUUCCUGUAUUUUGAACUAAGAAAUCCAUUAGGUGGUUUUGAUCCUGUUCAUGCCAAUAUGAAUACAAUUUAUAGUGAAUUAAUUGAAGAUUCAUUAACAGAAUUUGUUUAUCCAGCUGAGUUAGGUGGACUCAAAUAUGAUUUGUCAGCUACAACAUGUGGAAUACAGGUAAUACAUUCUCUUUGGUUACGAGGAAACCUAUGGAGAUGUAUACCUCCGAUUUCGUUCGCUCAUACAUCAGUCGAUAGAGGGUAUCGAGCUUAUAAAAAGCCUAAAAGGAUAUCGACUGACGGCUCUUCCUUCAAAAGUUAUAGACAUUUUUCUGUUUUUCCCAGCGAAAAAUAGAAAAAUUCAUAUUUCCAUCCAGAAAAGUAGUUAAGAGCUCAAAUUUCUUUGUAUGGCUCUUCUGUAUAUCUGUGAUAUUCAUACAAAGUUUCAUCUUUACAACUCAUUCCAUUUCCGAGUUAUUGAAUUUUAAGUUUUCCAUAGAUUAGCCUCUGACAGGCUCACAAUAUGAUGGCUUCCCAAAUUGUUAGUUUUCUACUAGAACCGUUGAAAAUUUCGUAAAUGACAUGGUUUUGUAUUUUAAUUUCGUUUAUGAAAACAAAAAAGAUUUCUAAAGCUGACUGUAGAUGCUCUAGAGACCUUGAAAACCGGAGUUACAAAACAUUGAAUUUAUAUAAUUUCGAUUAGUUUUCUGUGUGUACCGAUCAAAACCAUGUCAUUUACGA
Messenger RNA from Didymodactylos carnosus, 2618 nucleotides. Lineage: Eukaryota; Metazoa; Rotifera; Eurotatoria; Philodinida; Philodinidae. The record is from the annotation of a GenBank genome assembly.